AUGUCUUUCUCGGGUGGGCUGAUGAAGAUGGUGAAGCCCUGUUUCCGGCCCUCCUCCGCCGGCGGAAUGGAGGACGCCUCUUCCCGCAGGAGUGGGCGGGUGGACGGGUUGCUCUGGUACAAGGACCUGGGCCGCCACGUUGGGGGAGAAUUCUCCAUGGCCGUGAUGCAGGCCAACAACCUGCUGGAGGACCAGUGCCAGAUCGAGUCGGGGGCGCUGGGCUUGGGGUUGCAGGCCCCGCACGGUACCUUCGUCGGAGUUUAUGAUGGGCACGGCGGGCCAGAGGCGGCGCGGUUUGUCAACGAACAUCUGUUCAACUACCUGCGGAGUACGGCCCCUUUGCCUUCCAUAAUUUCCUCUUGGUUCCUUGGAUAAAUCUGGCGCUGAUUUCCAUCAUUAUUUGGCUAUUUCUCUGAUAAUUCCAUUCAUUUGUUACCAUCAUCCACCAAAUCAAAACCGGUCAGGACCAAGAACAUCAAUUAUCCAAUCAAAACCAGCUGACUUUGGCGAACUGGGUUCGACUUUGAAGGGGCUGCAACUUUGUAAACUGGAUUUUUUCUGUGUUUACAUCUACUAACGACCUAUGCUUGCUGUGCUGGAUGAUUGAAAGAGUCUCGUUACCCCACCGCAAACCUGCCCUUUACUAUGGUGCCCUGAACGUCUCAAUUCUUGUCCCGAAAACCAUUAAACUGCUAGUUGACAUGCUUAGAGAUUGGAAUGCGAAGUAUGCUUUUAAGAAACAAUCUAGUGCAUUUCAAAUUUUCAAUCUUACUUUCCUAAAAAAAAUCACCAACCCUGGAUUUUGGCACCAUCCAAUUUCAGUGUUAGGUAAAAUUGCUUCAUCCUAAAAAGUCUUGUAGCCAUGAUAAUAAUUAGAUCGAAUGGUAUCAUCUUUCCUUUAAAAUUAAUUGUCGGGUACAGCAUUCUCUCAGUUCCGCACUUGUUCUUGUGAAGAAAUUGUUAGCAUAGCAAGGGCUAGAUAGUGCAAUGAAAGAAAUACAGCCUGACGAUUGACAUAUACAGGUUCCCUGCGGCUCAGGGGCUCAAUUUUCGUCAAAUUAGUGAUUACAUGAUCUCUAUCGCAUUCUCACCUCAUUUUGGACUAAUUUUCUUCAGUCAUUUUUAUGGAGUUCUAUCGUGUGGACUUUUCCCCUUGUAAUAUUCUUUUUUUUUUUUGCAGAGUUUUUAUCUGAACAAAAGGGCAUGUCGGCAGACAUCAUCCGCAAGGCAUUUUUGGCCACUGAAGAAGACUUCCUAUCACAUGUUCAAAACCAGUGGCUCACGAAACCACAGAUUGCUGCAGUUGGUUCUUGUUGUUUGGUUAGCAUCAUCUGUGGUGGGCUUCUUUACAUUGCCAAUGCUGGAGAUUCCCGUGCAGUCCUUGGUGUAUAUAACAAAACUUUCAAAGAUAUCACUGCCGUUCAAAUGUCUACAGAACAUAAUGCCGCAGUUAAUUCAGUGAGAGAGGAGCUUCAUCUGUUGCAUCCUGAGGACCCCCAAAUUGUGCUUUUGAAGCAUAAUGUCUGGCGCGUGAAGGGUCUCAUACAGGUAACUGAUGUUGCUUGGUUCUCAUUCAUCUCCUAGCCCAGGAAUUUCUCCUUUAUCUUGUGAAGCGUUGAAAUCUUAUCUCUUGCGAUGAUGAUUCUAGAAUAAUUCGGCAUGCCCAUAAAGUAUUCAAAGACUGUGCCCAACAUUCCAUUUGCUCGGGAGUCGGAUGCCUUCUAAUAUUGCCUUUUCCCAGGUUUUUCCUCUUUUGCUCCCAUCUUAUGUAGAACAUGUUGUACCCAAUUUCAGCGUAUGGCGGGUGCUCCUGUCUAGACUGUGUUCCUGAACUCUUUCUACAUCUAAAAUGCGUCAGAAGAUGAACAGAUCCUGAAGAAAAUUGCAUCUAACAUUGACGAAUUACUCCGAGGGUAUCACAUGCUUUAUUUCAUAUCCUAUCUUUUAUGCAACUGAGGACCCAGCAACUGGUCUCCGCUGCACCUGUGAAGGCUGCGAUCCUGAACUCUUUAUAUAUCUCUAGUGAGUCUAGAAAUGGACAGAGAUCCUGAAGAAAGUUGCCUCUAAUUCUGACAAAUUGGUCCUUAGGUAUCGCAUGCUUCAUAUCAUAUCCUCUAAUUCUGACAAAGUCUCCUUGUUUGGAGGUUGACCCGGAUGGAUUCCUUGUGUUGAGCCUGCUAAUCUACAUGUCACCAAAUUUUUGGACGGAUCAUGGCCUAAUAUGUCUUAAAGUUAAAGUCUGCAGCAUUAUAUUGAACCCUCUUCUUUUUUUUUCUUAACCUAGUUCCACCAUUCUUGCAGGUUUCCAGGUCCAUAGGUGAUGCUUAUCUUAAGAAGGCAGAGUUCAAUCGAGAGCCUCUUCUUCCAAAAUUCAGGCUGCCCAAGACCUUCAAUAAGCCAAUUCUGAGCGCAGAGCCGUCCAUAGUAACACAUCAACUCUCUCCCCAAGAUCAAUUUCUUAUACUGGCAUCUGAUGGCUUAUGGGAGCAGCUGACCAACCAGGAGGCUGUCGAGAUCGUUCACAACAGCCCAAGAAACGUAAGUUUACCCAAAGAGGAAGAAUAUACGGUCCAUUCUUCAAAUAAAAUAUUUCUAUUAUUAACACUCAAGCAUUUUUAUAGGGUAUAGCAAGGAGACUGGUGAAGGCCGCCCUUCAAGAAGCCGCAAAAAAGAGGGAAAUGAGGUACUCCGACCUGAAGAAGAUUGACCGCGGAAUCCGAAGACAUUUCCACGAUGACAUCACGGUCGUCGUUCUAUUCCUAGACACCAAUUCAUUGAGUAAGAGCCCUUCCCGCAGCCCCUCGGUCUCCAUUAGAGGUGGGAUCUCUAUUCCAGUUGACCCCACUCGCCCCUAG
Spirodela intermedia is the source of this 2855-nucleotide messenger RNA. NCBI's taxonomy places the organism in Eukaryota, Viridiplantae, Streptophyta, Magnoliopsida, Alismatales, Araceae. The record is from the annotation of a GenBank genome assembly.